Salvelinus sp. IW2-2015 is the source of this 2379-nucleotide messenger RNA. Lineage: Eukaryota; Metazoa; Chordata; Actinopteri; Salmoniformes; Salmonidae. The record is from RefSeq and is a predicted model, not a curated record.
UGUCAGGACAGGAAGAAGACUACUGGGGAUGUKUUUGAACGUUGUCACUCGGGAAAGUUAACUUGUUGCAGUAAUGGACACGAAUAUGGGAAACCCACACGACUACCGUGUUGUAUAGAAACAAUUUGUAUUAGUAGGAAGAGCCGUCUAUGUUCACCGAGUUUUAAGAUAUCUAACGUUAGCCACUACUGACAGGGAGGCACUCAAUAUUUGCAAGGAUUACGGGCAACCUCUUUCUUUGGGACGACAACUGUGCAACAUUAACUAACUAAAAGUAAUGGUAAAGUUGUGUUUGGUGCAACAACAAAGAGUCGUCAAGAGUGGCUCCUAUACAUUUUUCUCCGGCUGUUUGGGGGUACUUUAAAUUUCCCUCCUUUUUCCAUCACAGGCGGGGGUUCGGGUUAUUGGCUAGCAGCUAGCUAGCCACUCGCUAAUAGUAACUAGUCCAAAAGCAGUAACAUUAGGCGAGUACAUACAGGCAUCAGGGGCUACCCAGACUUUUUUUCGUUGGAAAGGACAACUUUUCAUAACUUGGUAGCGAGGCGUCAGUUUGUUUUUGUGUAAAAAUACGGUUAUCACCGGGUGUGUUCGUGAGUUUAUUUUUGUUCUCCCUUUGAGGAAAUUGUCUAAAUCACAAUGGAUCCUAAUGCGGGGAAUUCUGCCUCUGCUGCUGCUCCCAAAAGCAAGAAGGACAAAAAAGAAAAGAAAAAUAAUGAAGAUGGAGACGGGAAAAAGAAAUUUAAUAUCAAACGGCUGUUUCCUGAUGAGUUGGAGCGUUUCACCAGCAUGAGGAUGAAGAAGGACAAGGAGAAGCCUCAUGCACCUGCACAGCGCCACUCCAGCACUACCCACUACGAGGUGCCUGCCCAGGAGACCAUGCUGCACGACCAUCCUGACGAAUACGUACUGGAACUCUUCGAACAGAUGCUGGUGGAUAUGAACUUGAAUGAUGAGAAGCAGCGGCCUCUGCGGGCGAAAGACAUCUCCAUCAAACGAGAGAUGGUUUCUCAGUACCUCCACACAUCGAAAGCUGGUCAGAGCCAGAAGGAGUGCUCCAGGUCAGCCAUGAUGUACAUCCAGGAGCUGAGGAUGGAGCCCAGAGAYGCACAGCUCCUGGGUUGUCUGGAGUCUCUCCGGGUCUCCCUCAACAACAACCCAGUCAGCUGGGUGCAGAACUUUGGAGACGAGGGCCUGGCUCUGCUGCUCAACAUCAUGAGGAAGAUCCAGGAGGAGAAGGAUGAGUACCCGAAUAUGGGAGUGAAGUGUCAACACGAGAUUGUGCGCUGUCUCAAAGCCUUCAUGAACAACAAGUAUGGUCUGAAGGCCAUGUUGACRUCUGCCGAGGGCAUCCCUCUGCUGGUCCGAGCCAUCAACCCCCGGGUCCCUCACAUGAUGGUGGAUGUGGUCAAACUGCUCUCGGCCAUCUGCAUCCUGGAACACCCUGACAACCUUCAUGAGCGUGUUCUGGAGGCCGUCACUGAGGAGGCAGAGAAGCAGGACAGUGAGAGGUUUCAGCCACUCCUCUCUGGUAUGAACAAGCCCAACAUCGGCCUGAAGAAUGGCUGUAUGCAGCUCAUCAACGCUCUCAUCAGUCGAGGAGAAGAGCUGGACUACAGGAUCCACAUCCGCUCAGAACUGCUGAGACUGGGCCUGCGAGACCUGCUGACGGAGAUUCGGACCAUAGAGAAUGAGGAGCUGAGGGUGCAGCUCAGUGUUUUUGACGACCAGGCUGAGGAUGAUUCUGAAGAACUCCAGGCCCGCCUCAACGACGUGCGCGUUGAGAUGGAUGACGUGAUGGAGGUGUUCCAGAUCGUGAUGAACACCGUCAAAGACUCCAAGGCUGAAACACACUUCCUGUCUCUGAUGCAGCACCUGCUGCUCAUCCGCAACGACUACAUGCUGGAUGCAGAGCUGACAGCACGUCAGGAGCUGCAGGUAGAGCUGAAGAAAAUGGAAGGAGACUAUGAGCACAGAGUCCAUGAGCUGGCUGCUGAAAAGGAGACUCUGGGAUCUGAGAAGCAGGAGAGAGAGACCGAGAACCUGAGCCUAAUGGGGCAGAUCAACACACUCAAUGAGGAGAAUCCAGCUGUGUGGAAUGUCUUGCCUCUCCCUGGGAUGGCCGGUAUGCCCCCGCCACCCCCUCCUCUCCCUGGGAUGGCCGGUAUGCCCCCGCCACCCCCUCCUCUCCCUGGGAUGGCAGGUAUGCCCCCGCCACCCCCUCCUCCACCGGGGAUGGCCGGUAUGCCCCCGCCACCUCCUGGAAUGGGGGCCUGGGGCGCCUCUGUGCCACCCCCUCUGCCCUUCGGCCUGGUACCCAAGAAGGAGUACAAGCCUGAGGUGCAGCUGAAGAGAGCCAACUGGAGCAAGGUAAGGAUGGGA